AAAGGGGGCAACCGCGUCGCUUCCGCAAAAGGAGAGGCGGCAAAAUGCCGGAUAAUAGCGGAAGGACGAAAUAAUGUAAAUAGUUUGUUCAAAGUGCUGCUGAGGGAACAAAUGGCAGCAUCUGCGGACAACGUAUUAAAACACGUUUGACGGGAAAAUGGCCUCGUACGACGAACAACUUAUUCGAGCAGGAGAAGAGAACGCCAUACGACGUCGACGACUGGAAGCCGACAAUAAGCGACGAGCAGACGUCCAGCAGCGGAUUGGACGCCAAGGAAAAUGUCUUUCUUGGCCGCAGGAGGAUCCACAGCCACCCCACAUUAAAGAGGAUGAGGGGGAACUUUGGCUCACUCGGGAGGGAGAACGUCUUCUUGGGCUGGACGAGGCCGAUCUGACUAUUGUCUCUGUGAAGAACGAAAACGACAAAGACGAAUCGCAAGCAGACAGCUUCUUCGCUCCGCAAUCAAAUAGUGGCAACACAACACCUGAGGAUGAAGACAGGGGCAACACCCAAGAACCGUUAGGCAGCGAUACGGACCAUGAAGGCGAUAUGAGGAGCGACGCCAACAACAAACCCUCUAAAAAGGAGACGGGUAAAGAAAGUUUUAGCUGCUCGGUUUGUGCUAAAGUCUUUUCUUACAAUAGCGCUUUGACUCGACACAUGAGAACACACACAGGGGAAAAACCCUUCAGUUGUUCAGUUUGUGGAGACAAGUUCUCUCUAAAGGGCAAUAUGAUCAAGCACAGGAGAACACACACUGAAGAAAAACCUUUCAGUUGUUCGUUUUGCGGUAAAGGAUUCUUCCACAAGGCCAACAUGCUGUCCCACACCAGAACGCACACAGGAGAAAAACCUUUCCGCUGCUCGGUUUGCGGCGACACGUUUGCUCACAAGGCUUCUCUGACGGCGCACACCGUAACGCACACGGGGGAAAAGCCCUUCACGUGCUCCAUCUGCGGCGAGAGCUUUUCCUACCUCAGCAACUUGAAGUCCCACAUGCGGAAGCACACGGGGGAGCGACCCUACAGCUGCUCAGUUUGCGGCAAGCGGUUCUCGCACAAGGUGAACAUGGUGUCGCACAUGAGGACGCACACCGGGGAAAAGCCUUUCGCUUGCACGAUUUGCCACGAAAGCUAUUCUUACAAGCGCAGUCUGAAUAAUCACAUGCGGACACACGCUGGAGGAAACCCUUUGGUUGCGCGAUUUGUGCUAAGUGUAAAGGAUCAAGGGAACCUGGAGCAAAGCGCCUGGUUGAGCGACGCAAAGAUGUCUUUUCAAGACUUUGUAAGGGAGCGUUUGAUGGUAGCCGCCAAUGAAAUAUUCGACAUGUUUGAAAGAACUAUUGCGUCCUACCAGGAGGAACUUUCUCGAACGAGAGAGGAGAACGAGCGACAACGACGUCAACUGGACGCUGUUAUCAAGACUGAAACUGAGCUACCCAGCAAAGACGUCCAGCAGCUGAUUGGUGGUCAAGAAGAGCGUCCCCCUCAGUCGCAGGGAAAGGGCUCCACUUUGAAACGGGUGGAUCCACAACCCCCCCACCUCAAAGAAGAAGAGGAGGAACGCUGGAUCACUCGGGAUGAAGAGUGUCUGCGAGGGCCGGAGGACGCUGACUUGACAGUUGUCUCUGUGAAGACGGAAGAUGAUGAAGACAAACUCCAAGCACACAACUUCUUAGCUCCACUAUCAGAUAGUGAGGCUGAAGAUGGGGUUGAAGACGCUUUAAGCAGCGAUACAGACUGUGAAGGCGAUGUGAGGACUCACACUGAUAACAAACACCCUGAAUGCUCUAAUAAGGACACAGGUAGAAAACGUUUCGCCUGCUCAGUUUGCGGUGAAAGUUAUUCUUACAAGUGCAAUUUGACUCUGCACAUGCGAACGCACACAGGAGAGAAACCUUUUCGCUGCUCGAUUUGCGGUGAAGGGUUCAUCCAGAAGGUGGCUUUGAUUGCGCACACGACGACGCACACGGGAGAAAAACCUUUCACUUGCUCAAUUUGCGGUAAAAGCUUUUCCUAUAAGAGCAACUUGAACGCGCACGCGCGGACGCACAGUGAAAAACCAUUCGGCUGUUCAGUUUGUGACAAAAGAUUCGCUCAAAAAGUGAACAUGGAAUCGCACAUGAGAACGCACACAGGAGAAAAACCUUUUAGCUGCUCCAUUUGCGGUAAAAAAUUCUCUCACAAGGCAAAUAUGGUAACACACGUGCGGAUACACACGGGCGAAAAACCUUUCGCUUGUUCAGUGUGUGGGGAAGGUUUUGCUCAAAAGGUGGCUUUAGUCGCACACACAAACACACACACGGGAGAAACACCCUUUGCUUGCUCCGUUUGCGGUAAAACGUUCUUCCAAAAGGCGAACAUGGUAUCCCACAUGAAAACGCACACAGGCGAAAAACCUUUCACGUGCUCGGUGUGCGGCGACAGUUUUGCGCAGAAGAUCACUCUGAUUGCGCACACCAGGACGCACACGGGAGAAAAACCUUUCAGUUGUUCCUUUUGCGCCAAGGAAUUCUCCCAAAAGUCAAACAUGGUGUCGCACAUUAGAAUACACACGGGGGAGAAACCUUUCACUUGCUCGGUCUGUGGCGACAGCUUCGCUCAGAAGGUGUCUUUGGUCGUGCACGGGCGAACCCACACGGGGGAAAAACCCUUCAGUUGUUCGGUUUGCGGUAAAAGGUUUUUCCAGAAGGCAAACAUGGCGACACACAUGAGAACACACACAGGGGAAACCACUUUCAGUUGCUCGGUGUGUGGGAAAAGCUACUCUCAUAAGUCCACGUUGAUGGCGCAUAUGCAGACACACAGCGGGGAAUAAAAACCUAUUCCCAGCGUUUAUUACUAACAGUAUGCUCUCCAGUGUAAUGAUGAACGCACUGAUUCAUAUACUGGGGAAACAAAACAACCACUAAGCCGACGUAUGGCACAGCAUAGACGGGCAAACUCUUCCGGCCAGGGAGAAACAGCACUCCUUUGACAACAAAAAUGUACAGAUUCUGAACAGGGAGGACGGGUGGUACAAAAGAGGAGUGAGGGAAGGUUGAAAAAACAUCCCUGAACAAAAGAGGAGGUCUGCGACACCACCAGUCUCCCACAUACAACACUGUCCUUUCAACCAUUCCUAAAAGACUCCUAAUUUAGCCUCUAACAAAUAACAGGAGUUAGAAACGUUGAUUGACAGUGAGAUUGCUUGCUUGCAUCAAAACAGUUGUUUUUUUUUAACUACCAGGGGGAAAAACCAUCCUUGCCCAUGCAGGCACACCCUCCUGGUUUUUGGAGCACCAGCCGCAAGACCAAAUCUGACCAAUCUUAGUCUAUGAGCAUGAGCUGUUGAAAUCUACUUGGAU
Messenger RNA from Nerophis lumbriciformis (worm pipefish), 3347 nucleotides. The record is from RefSeq and is a predicted model, not a curated record. Lineage: Eukaryota; Metazoa; Chordata; Actinopteri; Syngnathiformes; Syngnathidae.